Molecule: messenger RNA, 2063 nt
Organism: Amyelois transitella
Lineage: Eukaryota; Metazoa; Arthropoda; Insecta; Lepidoptera; Pyralidae
Gene: Poldip3
Product: polymerase delta-interacting protein 3
Exons: 8
Coding region: 230-1378 (382 amino acids)
Biological process (GO): mRNA export from nucleus
Cellular component (GO): nucleus
Molecular function (GO): mRNA binding
Source: RefSeq, a predicted model, not a curated record
CGAAAUAUCUUUCCAUUCCAUUCAUUCUUUUCAUCUCAUCUUUUCUUGGUUGUUGCUUGUCUAAACGAUUCAAUGAAUUGAUAUCAUUUAGCUAUUGUAGCAUUUGGCCUUCUUAUAAACAGAAAAAAUUUAAAUAUUUUUGAGAAGAAAGGUUCAUCAGAUCUUAGUCAUUUAUAAGAAUUUUAUAUAACCGUAAUUUCAACCUCACCUACGACAGGUACUGUUUACAAUGUCUUCUUACAUCGACAUGAGUUUGGAAGAUAUUAUCCAAAAGAAGAAAAAGGAGAAGCCAAGAAAUAAAAGACCUUUGAAUAUGGAUACAGCAAAAUCAAAUAAUUCUAAUAAAACAAGGCAUCAUAAGCUUGCAAUCACAGAUGCUAGAAAUAAAAUAAUAUCAAAAAAAAGAACACAAAUCGUGGAUGCAAGAGAAAAGCUGGAGGAACUGGCAAAACAGAGAGAUGCUCGAUUCAAAUUGGAACAAUUAAGGAAAAUGAGGGGAAUGAAUCAAAUCCAAGGGCGCAUUACUUAUCAAAGGCAGAACAAAUUUAUUAAUAAGGGAAAGUUGACCCAUCUCAUUGGUCCCACAGUUGGCAGAGAUCAUCCAACAGUGAGUAGAGAUCGUGUGUUUGUAGACUCAUCGAGACAGGUUGUAUCACAACCACUGAGCACAACCAAAAUCAGCAUGAGAAGGCAAUUAAACGCAAAAAGAUUCUUGGAGAAUCGUUCCAUUGGUUCGAAGCAUUCAGACAGAAUGCCUAGACUCAAGCCAAUAGUCAGGACUGUUGAAAAUGAUAUAGAAAUCACUGAUGAUCCAAUGGGUGAAUAUGAGUCCAUUAAUAUGUCAUCAGACAGGAAAGCUAGCCUUCAACUUAAAAUUAUUGCUCAUAAUAGUGAAGGCAGGGCAAGUCGAAGUUCCAUAAUACACAGAAUUGCAGAAAAAGAAAAGAGUCCUCCCCGGCCUCCGUCUAUCCUCAAAAAACGACCAAUGGCCGCAUUAAGGACUGAGAAGACAUCAGAAAAAAUGGAGAAACCAAAUUUAGAGUUUAGAAUUAUUGUCAGUAAUUUGGGAAAUACUGUGACUGGUGGGGAUAUCGAGGAACUUUUUGGCGAUGUUGGAGGUAUGGUAGAGUUUCGCUUAGUGCGGCCUGGUACAGCUGAAGUUAUCUACAAAACACAAGAGGAUGCCCAAAGAGCAGUUGACUUGUAUCACAACCGGCAAUUGGACGGGCAGCCUAUGAACUGUCUCCUUGUAACUCCACGCGCAUCUUCAACAAUGUCUAGGAGCAACAGCGGUACCAAACCGGCAUUAUUCAGCACCAAUUCUAAUGUGGAACCUGACAUUUCGACUUUUCACAAAGUACUAUUUAGUAAUUUGUAACUUUUUGAAACAGGAUAAAAAAAGUUAUUUUUUAUUGUACCUAAUCAACAAUAAAUUAUUUCCAAUAAUAAAGCAUCUUAAAGUCAAACUUGUCAAAGUCUGGGCCAUGAUAUUUUUUUUUAUUUCCAUCUUCAAUUCUUGUAAUUGAAAAUGCUAGUGGUAACGUUACUCGUGGGCUCAUUGAUUUUGAUUUUAUAUUUUGUUUGACCAAAAUUAUUACUGUAGUUCUUUUGAUUGUAGUCAUGUUACUUAUAUAAAUAAUGAUUGCCGCCUAGCAAUCAAUAUUUUAUGGAUUAUAGUCACUUUUUUUAACUAGACUGUAUUUACAAAGGUUUGGUAAGAGCAUUUGUUUUGCCCCGUGAACUGAUUUAAGAAAGUAUUCAAUAACUUUUCCUCAUUCAUUAAUAACCAAAGUGGACCUAGUUUGCUAAUUGAUGCCAAGACGUCAUAAGACUGCAUUAUUCGACGUCACGAGAUUUGAAUUGAACUAUUAAAGGUACCUUUAUAACUAAUAACAUCACAGGUCGCAUCACUACGAAAAUCGGCUCCCAAUUUUCUUUGUAAGCCACUAUACCUAGUACAUCUAUUUUUCAUUCACAGACUUCUUUUUUGCCGGUUUCUCACUAUGGUACAGGUAUGGAAUAGGCACAGUAUUCAUUUGUUUAAUUACAUACAUAAAUUUGAA